UGAUGAAACCUAAAUCUCCAGCGAGAACAAUCAGUGGUCUAUUUUUCAGGGACUGCUCUUUUCAAGAUCUAUCCCAAUGGUCCGGAGACACAGUCCUACACACAGGUUGAGCACAGACUGAGAAGGAGAGAUCCGAUAUCUUCUUCAUCCUAAAAGAAACUCUGUCUGAAGUUUUCUGCCUGAAUUUUUAACAGAAAAAGUUAAGCAGUGAAGAAAGUGAAGAAUGUAUUCUGCCGGGCUAGAGAUCCUUGGGAUUGCUUUGUCUGUCAUUGGGUGGCUGGGUUCCAUGGUAGCCUGCAUCCUGCCCAUGUGGAAGGUGGCAGCUUUCAUUGGGCAGAACAUUGUGGUGGCACAGGUCAUCUGGGAAGGUCUCUGGAUGAAUUGUGUGGUGCAGAGCACUGGGCAGAUGCAGUGCAAGGUCUAUGAUUCCCUGCUAGGACUUCCAGAAGAUCUCCAAGCUGCCCGAGCCAUGACAAUCGUCUCCAUCCUCCUGGCAAUCGUGGGCAUUAUGGUCUUUGUGGCUGGGGCCAAAUGCACCAACUGCAUGGAGGACGAGGCUCGCAAACCGAAAAUCACCAUCAGUUCCGGGGUCAUCUUCAUCAUUUCUGGGAUGCUGCAACUCAUCCCUGUUUCCUGGUCGGCCAAUGUUAUCACCAUGGACUUCUAUGAACCCCUGCUGGGUGACUCACAGAAGAGGGAAAUGGCUUCCGUUGGCAUAGAAAUCCUUGGAGUGGUUUUGGCCGUUGUCGGGUGGAUAGGCAGCAUUGUGGCUUGCACUCUGCCCAUGUGGAGGGUGACGGCUUUCAUUGGGGUGAGCAUCGUGACUUCUCAGAUUAUGUGGGAAGGCAUAUGGAUGACCUGUGUGGUGCAGAGCACCGGGCAGAUGCAGUGCAAGAUCUACGACUCCUUGCUGGCUCUCCCUCAGGAUCUCCAGGCAGCCCGAGCCUUGGAGGUCAUCUCCAUAAUCUUGGGCCUCUUGGCCAUCUUGAUCUCCAUUAUGGGAGCCAAGUGCACCAACUGCAUUGAAGAUCAGGGGGCCAAAGCUAAGGUCAUGAUUGUGUCAGGGGUUAUGUUCAUCCUUGCAUCUCUCAUGCAGCUCAUCCCAGUAUCAUGGUCAGCUAACACCAUCAUCAGGGAUUUCUACAACCCUCUUGUGCCUGAAUCAAGCAAGAGAGAGAUGGGAUCUUCCUUGUUUAUCGGAUGGGCUGCAGCCUCUCUUCUGCUCUUUGGAGGAGCAAUUCUCUGCUGUUCCUGCCCACCAAAGGAAACCAAAUAUGUGCCAUCCAGGAUGGCUUACUCAACAGCCAAGUCUGCCGCUCCGAGUGGCUAUGACAGGAAGGACUACGUCUGAACUUCUUGAAAGGUCGUGAGGUUUUUCCUUCUUCAUCCUGCUUUAGCUACGUACUUUGUUUUGCAAACAGAAAAGAAAAUUCAUUGAUGGACACCAAAAAGAAAGCGAUGGCACGGAAAUCUAAUCUAGUAACACAAGUGAACUGGUUUCCAUUUGCCGAACUGUGGAAGAUUAGGAAUUGAAUGGUAUGAACUGAAACUUAAUGGCUUGAUCUCAUGUGAAACCUAGAUAUAACCAUCGAACCUAGAACAACACUUGGAGGAUAUCUGCAUGUGUUGCCAUAGCAUUUCAAAGAAACCUGUAUUAAAAAAAAAAAAAUUAAAAGAUGCAGCUACGUAAACUAUAUAAAAUAUAAAACAGAUUUUGAUUCUACUAGAACCUGUUCAGCAGUUUGAGAAAAGUGUGAAUGUGUUUCUGUUUACUGAUAAUGAAGCAUUUUAUAUAAAGUAAAUAGUAUAUAUAUAGUAUAUAUAGUUUAUAUUUUACUUACAGCAGUUCAUGAAUCCGUCUUUACCUAAAUAAGAUAUUUUGUUUUUAAUGUUGGUGAUAUAUUUUUAUCAAUGAUUAAAACAAACUUCACUAAUGUAGAGAAUGUACUGUUCCUGUGUAUAGUAAAGAGUGUGCUUUUUUAACAUCAUUUAAUCCAUUGUUAACUGGAUUAUUGUAUUAUGUGUCUGUUUCUUGGAUCUAGUCUGAAAGUGAUUAUUUUAUUCUGUAUGUUUAAUAAUUCUGUAUUUGAAUGGAACGGCUUGCUGUUGUUUAAAAUAUUUUGUU
Molecule: messenger RNA, 2125 nt
Organism: Acipenser ruthenus (sterlet)
Lineage: Eukaryota; Metazoa; Chordata; Actinopteri; Acipenseriformes; Acipenseridae
Product: claudin-3-like
Exons: 3
Coding region: 224-1351 (375 amino acids)
Biological process (GO): bicellular tight junction assembly; cell adhesion
Cellular component (GO): bicellular tight junction; plasma membrane
Molecular function (GO): structural molecule activity
Source: RefSeq, a predicted model, not a curated record